UUUUCAGGGUUAAAAAUGUCAAAUUUGGUCAAAAUCUUGACAAAUCGUCGGAUUUUGCUCUCUGCUGGAAAAUCCGCGAAAAUAUGUCGUCUUUCUUCAACUGCAGUAGAAACAUCAGAACCUGAUCAUGGUUUACUGCUGUCUGAAAGUGCUGUUAAAAGAUUAAAGGAAUUGGGAGGAGGAAACUCAUGUUUACGAAUAACUGUGGAAGGUGGAGGAUGUUCUGGAUUUCAAUAUAAGUUUGAUCUUGUGGAAGAUGCUGUUCCUGCAGAAGAUGAAAGAAUUAUUGAUAAAGACGGAGCUAAGGUAUUGAUUGAUGAGACCUCCCUGGAGUAUUUGAAGGGGAGCACCGUGGACUACCACAGGGAGUUAAUCAGGGCAGCUUUCAGGAUAGUCAACAAUCCACAGGCGGACACUGGUUGUUCAUGCGGGGCCAGCUUCUCAGUCAAACUUGAUCUGUAGUUCUCUACAAUGUACAGUAUUGUACUGUACUGCUUGUAUAGUGUGUACUAUAGUUUACUGUACAUUCUUGUAAUGUGCCGCAUCUAGAGUACACUAUACAUUCUUGUAAUGUACCGCAUGUAGAGGGUACACAAAUAUUUACAUUCAUAUUCAAUAUCCAUAUAUACCCUACAGUACAGUAUACUUAUAAACCAGUCGCCAGAAAAUGGCUGUGAACUAAAUUUAAGUCUCUUAAUUAAGAAAUGAAUUUAUUGAACUUAUUAUCAUUGAAUUGUUAGAAAUCUUAUUUAUUAUAUUUCAGA
Messenger RNA from Eurytemora carolleeae, 764 nucleotides. Its product is annotated as iron-sulfur cluster assembly 2 homolog, mitochondrial. The record is from RefSeq and is a predicted model, not a curated record. Gene Ontology annotation, cellular component: mitochondrion. The transcript has 6 exons. Gene Ontology annotation, biological process: iron-sulfur cluster assembly. The coding region runs from base 16 to 462 and encodes 148 amino acids. Gene Ontology annotation, molecular function: iron ion binding; 2 iron, 2 sulfur cluster binding; 4 iron, 4 sulfur cluster binding. NCBI's taxonomy places the organism in Eukaryota, Metazoa, Arthropoda, Copepoda, Calanoida, Temoridae.